AUGGUUUGAGAUCAAAUCCAACAUGUCUGUCUUCGAGUAAUCGAAGUUGGUGAGGCCUGCCAGUCCCUUCAACACCAGCGACAUCAAGUCGUAGGCUCUGGCCGCUUCUUGCUCGGUCAUGUACGAGUGGAUGUAGGUCUUCCUGUCAAAGAUGUCGAUGAGGGCCUGCCACUUCGAGUGGUUCUUGAACACUCCGGUGAAGCGAGACCUUCUGGUGCUGGCUUGUCUGUUCAGAGAGCGGGCAACUUUGCGUCUCCCCCUCACAAUAGUACGAGCUGGGUCAUCAACAGCAUCGAGUUGUCUGUGAAGGAUGGCAUAUCUGGAUCUGAGGAAGGCAGUUCUGUGCUCAGGUGAGACUCUGGGAGCUCUACGACCUCUUGUGGAUGUAGAUAUUUCGAUUCUUUCUUUUAUUUCUUCCUGAGUGUCAACCUGAUUUAUAUUUUCAAAUGAAUUACAUUGCUGUUCAUAGAUAUGACGUUUCAGCUCUUCUUCACAGCUGCAGUAAGCUUGCAUCAAUUGGUUCAGGUCAGGCCAAGAACUUUGAGAUAACAGUGGUGGCUCAGAGACAUACAUCACUUGUAUUUCUUGGGUUGGACCAUUCCCACUAAAAAGCAAUCCUCUAUUGUUGUU
Moneuplotes crassus is the source of this 630-nucleotide messenger RNA. Lineage: Eukaryota; Ciliophora; Spirotrichea; Euplotida; Euplotidae. The record is from the annotation of a GenBank genome assembly.